UCCGCCAGUGUGACAUGUAACCUAACCGGCGUCGGGCGCGUCGCAUCAUGAGCUGGGCGCACGCCGGCCUGUCCGUUUCAUUCAAUAUCUGUAACACGAACACUCGUGCUCGCAUGUGCCUUUAAUUAAAAUAAUGACUCCAAGUCACUAAAACAAUGUACAUGCAAGAGCAAGACACCUUCACUGUAAAGCAGGAAGAAGAGUUCAGCAGACCUGUCGAGUCCAUCAUGCGAUGUGAGGACUUCAAAAGCAAUUUUGCCAGAAGACUUUCCAAUCGCUACAUCUCCAGAUCUCCCAGCUCGAUCUCAAGACAAGGAAGUGCGUUGAAGCUGCGGCCAGCCGAUACGAAAAAUACAGAAGCAACCCCCGAUAAUGUUCCAGAAAGAAUUGAGCUCAGCACUCAACUUUCCAAGAAUGGUGACAAGGAGCAGACAUUGGAGGACAAUAAGUCCGGGGACAGAGCGGCGCCGGCCAGCCACAGCGCCAUGCAGCUCACCGAGGUCACGGCGCUGCACAUGGAGGUGGACACCCUGCGGUGGCAGCUUGCGCAGACCGAGGCGAAUCGACAAAUGCAUAUAGCAUUACUCAACCAGAUAGUUACUUUUCUCAAUAGAGUAAAAAACCAUAUUGAAUGUCACAAAGCUGACUUUAAUGAAUCUAAUGAGAAUAUAAAAGAUAUUUCCAAAGAGAGGAUCCUACAGAAAUCGUUUAAUGCAGCAGAUAUACCGCGUUCUCGGUCAGUCGUACACGUUAACAAACAUCUGGAAUAUUCUUUGCGCCCGGCUAAGAAACUUGGAACAAAGAAGAUUAGCAAAUCAAUAAGUAAUGUUAAUGGUUAUAAAGACUACAACAGUACUUGGAACCAAUCCAAAUUAUCACUGACUUCAGAGACAGGACAAUCCCAAAAAAUCACUGAAGAAAUAUCACGGCUAAUUACUCUUGCCAAUACCGUACUAAGUACUAAGCUGCCCGAUCUCGCCUGUAACGAUGUUCAAAAUAACUCCAAUGACAAAAUACAUGCGAGUAACGCUAAAAACGAAUCAAUGAACUCCAACAACAGCAGCACGAUAUCAACAGAAAAUGUAUCUACAAAUUCAUUAAUAAUAAAGUCCGUAUGCGAAAAUUCGGAUCUAUAUGAUGACUUGCCAAGUUCGUUGGUAGAUGCAGAAGAUGAUGAUAUAAAAGAAUUUAUAAUGCCACUCUCAACGCUUAACGGUAACAUGGAAAACGAAGUCGCAAGUUUGAAGCUUUCGAGCGAAAAACAAAAUCAUACUUUUGAAGAAAAAUCUAAAAUAAAAAACGGAAAAUCAUUUUUGAGCAACAAGAAACUAGAUUACAACCAUGCUGUGAGCAAAUUUACGGAAGAUGAAAGCGGUUUCUCAUCCAUGAGUUCAUUUCAAGAAAUUGGUAUUCCUAUAAUAAGUAUAAUACCUCCAUCACCGUGCAAGGAAAUAGGAUACGUGGAUCAUGUCCCCGAAGUCAUAGAAGAAACAGGAAAGUGGAAAAAUGAAAUUGAACUAAAUAAACAAACUGUAAAAGUAUUUUGGGUGUAACAAUUGAACGUACAAAUCGUUAUUUAAUAGGCGUUUACUCAUACUCCGACUAAAAUACAUAGAACCUCUGAUAUUUAAUACGUAUUUAUAAAAACCAAUAUUCUGCUGUUAGCUUUUAGUUUUUUGACAUGAAAAUUUUAUCUUUAAUUCAGUUGUCAGAUUGCUCUUAACUUCUUACUCAUAAUCGUUAGCACAUUCAACAUUUCUUUGCAGUAUAAAAUAAAUUUGGAUGUUUAUUAUGAUUUAUCACUUUGGUAACUUUGCGCCCUUGACGGACGUAGUUUAUUUUAUAUUAAAACAUACAAAUACAUGCCAAUCCUUGUCACUGUGGCCAUUCAGUCACUUUAUUCCUCUUACACGUACAGUCAAACAACUGUUGCGGUUAAACAACAACUUUGCCCCCUUGUAAAACAAUAAAUUGUAGACUUGUAAAAAAAAAAAUACACUAUGAUAAAUUUGAGAAACAACGAUAUCGUAGGAAAACGUAUUUAGUAUUACUUGUACUCACAUCAUGCUGUGUCACUUAAGUUUUAUUUAGAAAGGAUUUUAUCCUGUAACCAAUUGUGCUAAUCAUUAUGAUUAAGAUUAAUUUAUUUUUAUGAUUUGAAUUCCCAAAUCGAGAAAAGUUAGUUUUUAUACUUUCAAUUUGCUUUUAACUGUUCAAUCGUGUCUUAAUCUUGUACUGAAUGAUAAUUAGGUAAGAGGUUUAUAUUUAAGAUAUUCAUGAGUAAGUUAUUUAUAAAGAACUACUUUUUUAUUUAGGUACCUUGAAAACUAAUUAUUAUAAGAUGGAUCCUAAUUGAUCAAUAAAUGUACAAUAAAAUAUUGUCGUUAUUAUAAUUCAACAGUUAUAGACAUUCCUACAUGGUUUAUUUAUUUAUGGGUAGUAAAUUAAUGGGUAGGAUUGAACCAUUUUUGAAUACCGUGACCCGGCACUGAACAAAAACAAGACACUUAAUUAUAAUAUCAGAUAUAGGUAAUUACUUAGAUCAAUUAUUAAAUAACACCAGAUCGUAUAUCCGAACAUCUUAGUGCAGCCAUGCCAAGUGCGACUUUUUGUCGCACUUGUGUGAUUGUAUCCGAACGGCCCUCGCAGUACUCAAUUUCAAGUCGUUCUAAUAACACCUCCCGAAAAAAAAAUAUUUGCGAGUAAUAUGGUAGUUUGUGUCGAGAAUGGAUGUUAUAACACAACAUAUAAUAAAAAGAAACCUCCCGAUAUUACAUUCCACGCGAAAGUAUAGAGUUUAAUGUGAUGUUUUUACGAAAUUGUAAAUACUAAAAUUGAAAUUUUCGUCGUCCGCCAGUUCUUAUGAAUGUUGGCAGUCCAAUGAUUUUUUUCCGCCAAAUGAUGUUUAAAAUAUAAGUAACAAAAAUUUUAGGUUCUUUGUAUGUAUAUUUAAAGAAAUACUUACAUUUUAAAAUGAAAAAUAUUUUUCUAAGUUUUCUCAAAGACAUAAAUUUUGUUGUUUUAUCGAAAUUCUAAUUCUAGCUAAGAAUCAUAGCAUAAUGUUUCUUCAUUUUAGAUUUCCUACUAAUCCGCUUCUGUCUGCGAAACGUACGAAUGUCAUGGUACUCGUAUUUCAGUCAGUCUCAGUACAAGAAGUACUGAAAUUGACUGAACUAGCAUGAGAAAUACGAACGUUUCCGGAAAAAUACUAAGGAAAAGCUUUUCGCACUACUUUCGAUAUUUUCACAGUUUUAUUACAUGUGUAAAUAUCGCGCUACUAAUCAAUGUUAAUAAAUUAAAAGUAAAUGUGUUUACACAUGAAUGCCUGUACGCGGGAGCUAGCUAACUCUUUCUCGCUCCCACUUACAGGAUAGUAAUUAGAUGACUUUGGUGCGGCAAGUUCCUCGUACGCUCAUGUGUUAGCACUAUAAUAACACUCCCAAUUUGUAGAUGUUAAAAACAAAUCGAUAGCAUAAGUAGACAGUUCUUAAGAUAUUUAGAAAUGUGACAGACAGACAGACGGAUAGAGUCGCACCUUAUCAAAAGGGUUCCUGCUGUACCCGGUUACUUCAGAUACUUAAUAGGUAACCAAACAGAAAUUUAUUUGUAUAGGCACUCAAUAUGUAUAUUUUUAAAAUAAAUUCAUUUCAAACAUUACUUACAACAUUUCCAUGGAACACACAUUAAAAAUUAAUUAUUACAACCAAGUACAAGGACUUUGUAAAAAUCCCAACUUCGAGCGAAAUCAUUUUUCUCUGGCAACAUUUUUUAUAUGCAUGUGUGCGUGGGGUGAGCGCCGUGAGCGUAAAGCUAGAAACACACUACGCGGACGUCCGUCGUAAAUCGACCGCGGACGGGAAUCUGGA
This is a messenger RNA of Leguminivora glycinivorella, 3866 nucleotides long. RefSeq lists its product as uncharacterized. The record is from RefSeq and is a predicted model, not a curated record. NCBI's taxonomy places the organism in Eukaryota, Metazoa, Arthropoda, Insecta, Lepidoptera, Tortricidae. The coding region runs from base 156 to 1553 and encodes 465 amino acids. The transcript has 4 exons.